Molecule: messenger RNA, 2764 nt
Organism: Prunus dulcis (almond)
Lineage: Eukaryota; Viridiplantae; Streptophyta; Magnoliopsida; Rosales; Rosaceae
Product: eEF1A lysine and N-terminal methyltransferase
Exons: 5
Coding region: 45-1457 (470 amino acids)
Source: RefSeq, a predicted model, not a curated record
UUUUCGACUUUGUUCACCUCUUAAUCAAAAAAGCUGGAACAUCAAUGGCUCUAGAGAAGACUAGAUUCGAAAACAUAAACCCAUCUCGUUUCAUCACCUUCACUUUCCCCAACCCCUCCAACUCGACCACCCUCCUCCGCGUCGCCGUCCUCGACACACCUUUUCAACUCACCGGCUCACCCCGAGUCGCCGCCAUGCUCGUCCCCAAACAACGGGAGUCCGACUGGAUCUUCUCCACCGAGUCCGGUCACCUCCAGCUCCUGCUCAGCUCUCCCGGGAUCGCCCGCCUAAUCCUCACCGGCAACCAGCCCAGCAACGGUCACCAUUCACGGGCAAUCUACCACCGUCCAGCUAGAAACGACUCGUCGUGUGAUGGCGAACUCGGGGUGAGUUUGAAACCUCUUUUCCUUGCUUUAUCUCCUAAGUCUUGCUUCAAACAUGGCAUUCCUGAGAUACCCAUUUUGAGUUAUGAGGAUAAUGUGAUUUGUGGUGUGGUUUUGGAGAGGUGUGUUGGGUCUUUGGUUGGUGAAAUGGUGGUGGAAGAUGUGGAGAUUGAGAGUGGUGGUGAGGCUUCAAAGAGGGAGUUCAGGAGGCGUUUGAGGUUUAAAAGAAUGCCCAAUUUGGUUCAAACGGAGGUACGUAUUGUUCCCAACAUCGGUUUUGGUUUGGAUUAUGUGGAAAUCGGAGAAGUAGAGUUUAGGCUGGAUAAUAGUAUUUUAGUGCACCCUUAUUUGGUUCCUAUGGUGGCAAGUCUUCAGUUGAUUGCUUCUUAUAUUGAGGGUCGGAUUCGAAGUGGGUUUAGGCCGAAAGCUUUGUGUUUAGGAGUUGGGGGUGGAGCUUUGCUUGGAUUUUUAAAAGCCGAACUGGGUUUUCAGGUUGUGGGUGUGGAGGCGGACAAGGAAGUUUUAAGAGUUGCUAGGAAGUAUUUUGGACUGGAAGAUGGUGGCGGUGAGCAUAUCAAUGUUUGCGUUGGAGAUGCAAUAAAAGUUAUUGAGAAACUUGCGGGUCGAGGUAAUGGACAAAGUUCGGGUUCUGUUGGUGCUCAUGAGAUAGUGGAUGAUUGUGCCGUGCUCGAUGGCAAUGACGUUGAUUCUAAAUUUGAUGUAGUGCUAGUUGAUUUAGAUUCAAGUGAUGCUGGAGAUGGUAUAAUUGCUCCGCCAUUCAAGUUUGUUAGGAACGAUGUUCUUUUGGCUGCCAGAUCAGUUCUUUGUGAUAAUGGGAUCCUUGCUAUAAAUGUUAUUCCUCCAAAUAGAUCAUUUUACACAACAUUGAUACAGGAGUUCAGAGAAGUUUUCCACGAGUUGUAUGAAAUCGAUGUUGGAAAUGGGGAAAAUUUUAUUCUUAUUGCUCUUGUGUCCCCUGUUACAUAUUCUACCAGUGAUUGCGAGGAUUGCUUCCUUAACAAACUAAGAAUGGUUAUAUCAGGAGCAUACAUGAAUUCUAUAAAGAAGAUCUGAGAUGGGGUGCAAAGAGAAGGUGGGAUGAUCAACCCCUUGGGACCCAACAUAUUUUUAUCACUCCGCUUCUGGAUGGAUUGGGAGACGGAAUACGAACCUUGCGUCUGAACUUUCCACUAUACCAAACAACUCAACUGAUGAAGAAUCCCCACCAUACCUGCGUACUUUUCAUCCUUCCACUUUCCGUUCCCCUUACCGAGCAUAGUGUAAAGGUCUAUGGGUCGGGGAAGUUUAAUUGUGGGCCCUCCUAUUCAAAUCGGAAACAUGCCCCAGCAAUGUUCUUGGGAACUCCUUAAGUGCUCCCUGGAGGAGAAUUCCAGAAUUUAGGUAAGAAGUUGAUUGGGAUAGCAUGCUGGAGAGGCGUUUUUCAGAAAUGGCAAAGCGUGUGGUGGUGGCAUCGAAUGUGGAUGUGGUCCUGGCAAAGAGUUGGAUUAAGGAAAAUAACGUCAACGGGAUUUGUUUUCUCCUUGUCUAGUGAUUACAAGUGUUUUCUCCGAAUCAGUAAUUCGUAGUCUUGCUUUCUCCAGUCUCCCAGCGUGGAAGGGUAACCAGGGAAACCCUCUGUCAUUCAAUGAGAAAACUUGGAUCGGUAGUGAUGGUACCACUUUGCAGGUUCACUAUUUGAACCCAGUUGGAGAUCAUAAUUUGGUCAGAAGCCCCUGAACCAUUGAACUUACAUAUUGAAGCAAAGGAUAAGAGGCACACCUUCGUGCAAGAUUUCUUGCAGGCCUACACGCAUUUGUUUGUGCGCCACCUGUAGAGGCAAAAGGAUUGGGAGGCGUGUUUAAGUUUUCUCCUCCUUCCAUCAUCUGAACAACAACUUUCAUUGAAGGACGAUUGACUGGAUACCAUUGGAUGCAUAGAGUCCUAGAAUUGCAAGUUUGUUUGGAAUUUUACCAUCUCCUUCUUCACCUAUAUGAUUCGUAGGUCAUCUUCCUCUUCUAGAAGAUUAUAAAUCCAUUCAGGGUACUAAAUUUCAUUUGUGUUCUCUGUGGGUGAACUAACAUUCGUCCUUCCUCCUACCAUCUCAAGCAGCAGCAUUCCAAAACUAUACACAUUUGACUUAUGGGACACAUUUCUAAAGUUCCUGGAGAACACUUCAGGUGCAAUUUAGCCCAUGGUCCACCUAUCUGUAGUCAUUGACACUGUUUUUAUCCUUGGAACAUAACUUUGCUAAACCAAAGUUCAAAAUCUUUGGAGUGAAGUGGUGGUCUAGCAAAACAUUACGAGGUUUGAUAUCAAAAUGAGGAUUCGCUGAUCACAUCCUUGGUGAAGAUAUUUAAUGCCUAUGGCAAUAUCUUGCAACU